Quercus lobata is the source of this 1539-nucleotide messenger RNA. Its product is annotated as disease resistance protein RGA2-like. Bases 1 to 1539 code for a protein of 512 amino acids. NCBI's taxonomy places the organism in Eukaryota, Viridiplantae, Streptophyta, Magnoliopsida, Fagales, Fagaceae. Gene Ontology annotation, molecular function: ADP binding. The record is from RefSeq and is a predicted model, not a curated record. The transcript has 2 exons.
AUGGCCGAAGCAAUCCUCUUUGGUCUUGCACAGAAAAUGAUUGAAAAUCUAGCCUCUCAGACUUUCCAAGAGUUUGGAUCACUCUGGGGUGUCGAAGGUGAGCUUGAAAAACUCAAGGACACUGUUUCUACAAUCCAAGCUGUACUUCAGGAUGCAGCGGAGCAGCAAAGUCAUAACCAUCAAGUCAAGCACUGGCUCGAAAAGCUAAAUGAUGCAGUUUAUGACGCAGAUGACCUGUUGAAUGAGUUUUCAACUGAAGCAACAAGGCGAAGCAUGGUGAGUAAAAAUAAAAUCGCCAAAGAGGUACGCACUUGCUUUUCAUGUUCAAACCCAAUUGCUUUUCGUUAUAAGAUGAGUCGUAGAAUAAAGGCGAUGAGGCAGAAACUAAAUGCGAUAGCAGAAGACAAGAACAAGUUUAACUUGAAAGUAGACAACGUAGAGACAAAUGUUAUGAGUAGGAAGAGGGAGACUCACUCUUUUGUUCGGGGAGAAGUUGUUAUUGGGAGGGAUGACGACAAAAAGAAUAUCAUAGACCUAUUAUUCGACUCUAAUGUAGAAGAGAAUAUUUCGGUCAUUCCCAUUGUGGGGAUUGGGGGCUUAGGGAAGACUACACUUGCUCAAUAUGUGUACAAUGAUGAGAAAGUUCAAAAAUACUUUGAGUUAAAAAUGUGGGCAUGCAUCUCUAAUGUCUUUGAUUUAAAAAUUAUUAUUGAAAAAAUAAUAGCAUCUACUUCUAGUAAUGCACCAAUUGGAAACCUUGUAAUAGAUCAGUUGCAAAGUCAACUUCGUGAAAAAAUUGAUAAAAAGAAAUACUUACUUGUAUUAGAUGAUAAAUGGAAUGACGAUCCGGAAAACUGGUGUAAAUUGAAAAGUCUUUUAAUGGGUGGUUCCAAAGGCAGUAAGAUUAUAAUAACUAGUCGUCUUAGAUUGGUUGCAGAGAUUACAUGCACAGUUCCACCAUAUUUUCUCAAAGGUCUGUCCGAAGAACAAUCUUGGGUUUUAUUUAGGCAAGUGGCAUUUAAAAAAGGGCAAGAGGCCAACAAUCCUAAACUAGUGAAAAUUGGAAGGGAGAUUGUAAACAUGUGUCAAGGGGUUCCACUUGCUAUAAAGUCCAUAGGAAAUAUGUUAUACUUCAAGGAAAAAGAGUCUGAAUGGUCAUUCGUGAAGGAUAAUAUAGAAGCAAAUGUAAUUCAAGGGAAUGAAAUUUUACCAAUUUUAAAGUUGAGUUAUGAUCAUCUCCCAUCACAUUUAAAGAGUUGUUUCACUUAUUGCUCUUUGUUUCCCAAAGAUUAUGAGAUGGAUAAGGAAACAGUAAUACAACUAUGGAUAGCACAAGGGUUUGUCCAAUCAUCAAUCAAAAACCAACAAUUAGAGGAUGUUGGUGAUGAGUAUUUCAAGGAUUUACUUUGGAGGUCGUUCUUUGAGGAAAUAAAUGUAUAUGGAGACCUAAAAUACAAGAUGCAUGAUUUAAUUCAUGAUCUUGCGGAAGCUAUUGCAGGUUGUUGGUUAAAGCAGUCAAACUACGUACAUUUCUUCUAA